Choloepus didactylus (southern two-toed sloth) is the source of this 2786-nucleotide messenger RNA. It is a transcript of the gene MEIS1, whose product is annotated as Meis homeobox 1. The record is from RefSeq and is a predicted model, not a curated record. The transcript has 12 exons. Gene Ontology annotation, molecular function: DNA-binding transcription activator activity, RNA polymerase II-specific; RNA polymerase II cis-regulatory region sequence-specific DNA binding. The coding region runs from base 83 to 1561 and encodes 492 amino acids. Gene Ontology annotation, biological process: animal organ morphogenesis; hemopoiesis; eye development. Lineage: Eukaryota; Metazoa; Chordata; Mammalia; Pilosa; Megalonychidae.
AGUUUGCUUAUUUGUUUCUUUUCACACUGGCCUUAAAGAGGAUAUAUUAGAAGUUGAAGUAGGAAGGGAGCCAGGGAGGCCGAUGGCGCAAAGGUACGACGAUCUACCCCAUUACGGGGGUAUGGAUGGAGUAGGCAUCCCCUCCACGAUGUAUGGGGACCCGCACGCUGCCAGGUCCAUGCAGCCGGUCCACCACCUGAACCACGGGCCUCCUCUGCACUCGCAUCAGUACCCGCACACAGCUCACACCAACGCCAUGGCCCCCAGCAUGGGUUCCUCCGUCAAUGACGCUUUAAAGCGAGAUAAAGAUGCCAUUUAUGGACACCCCCUCUUCCCUCUCUUAGCACUGAUUUUUGAGAAAUGUGAAUUAGCUACUUGUACACCCCGCGAGCCGGGGGUGGCGGGCGGGGACGUCUGCUCGUCAGAGUCAUUCAAUGAAGAUAUAGCCGUGUUCGCCAAACAGAUUCGCGCAGAAAAACCUCUAUUUUCUUCUAAUCCAGAACUGGAUAACUUGAUGAUUCAAGCCAUACAAGUAUUAAGGUUUCAUCUGUUGGAAUUAGAGAAGGUACACGAAUUAUGUGACAAUUUCUGCCACCGGUAUAUUAGCUGUUUGAAAGGGAAAAUGCCUAUUGAUUUGGUGAUAGACGAUAGAGAAGGAGGAUCAAAAUCAGACAGUGAAGAUAUAACAAGAUCAGCAAAUCUAACCGACCAGCCCUCUUGGAACAGAGAUCAUGAUGACACGGCAUCUACCCGUUCUGGAGGAACUCCAGGCCCUUCCAGCGGUGGCCACACAUCACACAGUGGGGACAACAGCAGCGAGCAAGGUGAUGGCUUGGACAACAGUGUAGCUUCCCCCAGCACAGGUGACGAUGAUGAUCCAGAUAAGGACAAAAAGCGUCACAAAAAGCGUGGCAUCUUUCCCAAAGUAGCCACAAAUAUCAUGAGGGCGUGGCUGUUCCAGCAUCUAACACACCCUUACCCUUCUGAAGAACAGAAAAAGCAGUUGGCACAAGACACGGGACUCACUAUCCUUCAAGUGAACAAUUGGUUUAUAAAUGCCCGGAGAAGAAUAGUGCAACCCAUGAUAGACCAGUCCAACCGAGCAGGCAAGUCCCCCAUAGUCACUGUAUUCAAGUCACGCAAGCGAAAACCAUCCUCAAGCCAUUCACCGGGAGGUCCAUUACCUGUAAGUCAAGGAACACCUUACAACCCCGAUGGACAGCCAAUGGGAGGUUUUGUAAUGGAUGGUCAGCAACACAUGGGAAUCAGAGCGCCAGGGCUGCAGAGUAUGCCCGGGGAGUAUGUAGCUCGGGGUGGUCCAAUGGGUGUGAGUAUGGGACAGCCAAGUUAUACCCAACCCCAGAUGCCCCCCCAUCCUGCUCAGCUGCGCCAUGGGCCCCCCAUGCAUACGUACAUUCCUGGACACCCUCACCACCCAACAGUGAUGAUGCAUGGAGGACCGCCCCACCCUGGAAUGCCAAUGUCAGCAUCAAGCCCCACGGUUCUUAAUACAGGAGACCCAACAAUGAGUGGACAAGUCAUGGACAUUCAUGCUCAGUAGCUUAAGGGAAUAUGCAUUGUCUGCAAUGGUGACUGGUUUCAAAUCAUGAUUUUUCUGCAAUGACUGUGGAGUUCCAUUCUUGGCAUCUACUUUGGACCAAGGAGCAUCCCUAAUUCUUCAUAGGGACUCUAAAAAAGCAGGAAAUACCAACUGAAGUGAAUUUGGGGGACAUGCUAAAUAACUAUAUAAGACAUUAAGAGAACAAAGAGUGAAAUAUUGUAAAUGCUAUUAUACUGUUAUCCAUAUUACGUUGUUUCUUAUAGAUUUUUUAAAAAAAAUGUGAAAUUUUUCCACACUAUGUGUGUUGUUUCCAUAGCUCUUCACUUCCUCCAGAAGCCUCCUUACAUUAAAAAGCCUUACAGUUAUCCUGCAAAGGACAGGAAAGUCUGAUCUGCAGGAUUUUUAGAACAUUAAAAUAACUAUCAAGCAGAAGAAUCUUUCUUCUCGCCUAGGAUUUCAGCCAUGCGCGCGCUCUCUCUUUUCUCUCUCUUUUCCUCUCUCUAGCCUGGGGCUUGAAUUUGCAUGUCUAAUUCAUUUACUCACCAUAUUUGAAUUGGCCUGAACAGAUGUAAAUCAGGAAGGAUGGGAAAAACUGCAGUCAUCAACAAUGAUUAAUCAGCUGUUGCAGGCAGUGUCUUAAGGAGACUGGUAGGAGGAGGCAUGGAAACCAAAAGGCCCUGUGUUUAGAAGCCUAAUUGUCACAUCAAGCAUCAUUGUCCCCAUGCAACAACCACCACCUUAUACAUCGCUUCCUGUUUUAUGCAGCUCAAAAACAUAGACUGAAGAUUUAUUUUUAAUAUGUUGACUUUAUUUCUGAGCAAAGCAUCGGUCAUGUGUGUAUUUUUCCAUAGUCCCACCUUGGAGCAUUUAUGUAGACAUUGUAAAUAAAUUUUGUGCAAAAAGGACUGGAAAAAUGAACUGUAUUAUUGCAAUUUUUUUUUUUUUUUUGUAAAAGUAGCAGUUUGGUAUGAGUUGGCAUGCAUACAAAUUUACUAAGUGGGAUAAGCUAAUUAUACUUUUUGUUGUGGAUAAACAAAUGCUUGUUGAUAGCCUUUUUCUAUCAAGAAACCAAGGAGCUAAUUAUUAAUAACAAUCAUUGCACACUGAGUCUUAGUGUUUCUGAUGGAAACAGUUUGGAUUGUAUAAUAACGCCAAGCCCAGUUGUAGUCGUUUGAGUGCAGUAAUGAAAUCUGAAUCUAAAAUAAAAACAAGAUUAUUUUUGUCA